AUGAGCCGGAGCAGUCUGUCUCUCCGGUUCCCGCUGCUCCUGCUCCUGCUGCCCGCACCCCCUGUCCUGCCCGUGGAUCCUGGGUCGCCCACACCAGUGAACCCCUGUUGUUACUACCCGUGCCAGAACCAGGGUGUCUGUGUUCGCUUCGGCCUUGACGGUUACCAGUGUGACUGCACCCGCACGGGCUAUUUGGGCCCCAACUGCACCAUCCCUGAACUCUGGACCUGGAUCCGGUCUUCCUUGCGGCCCAGUCCCACUUUCGUCCACUUCCUACUCACACAUGGACAAUGGUUCUGGGAGUUUGUCAACGCCACAUUUAUCCGAGACUUUCUUAUGCGCCUAGUCCUCACAGUGCGAUCCAACCUUAUCCCCAGCCCUCCCACCUAUAACUUAGCACAUGACUACAUCAGCUGGGAGUCCUUCUCCAAUGUGAGCUACUACACUCGAGUUCUGCCUUCUGUGCCCAAAGAGUGUCCCACACCCAUGGGGACCAAAGGAAAGAAGCAGCUACCAGAUGCCCAGCUCCUUGGCCGUCAGUUUCUGCUCAGGAGAAAGUUCAUCCCCGAUCCCCAAGGCACCAACCUCAUGUUUGCCUUCUUCGCACAACACUUCACGCAUCAGUUCUUCAAAACAUCUGGCAAGAUGGGUCCUGGCUUCACCAAGGCCUUGGGCCAUGGGGUAGAUCUUGGCCAUAUUUACGGAGACAAUCUGGAACGACAGUACCAACUGAGGCUCUUUAAGGAUGGGAAACUCAAGUACCAGGUCCUGGACGGGGAGAUGUACCCGCCAUCCGUGGAAGAGGCGCGGGUCGUGAUGCAUUACCCGGGGGGCGUCCCGCCCCGAAGCCAGAUGGCAGUGGGCCAGGAGGUGUUCGGGCUGCUGCCGGGCCUCAUGCUGUACGCCACCAUCUGGCUGCGGGAGCACAACCGCGUGUGCGAGCUGCUGAAGGCGGAGCACCCGACCUGGGACGACGAGCAGCUCUUCCAGACCGCGCGCCUCGUGCUCAUAGGUGAGACCAUCAAGAUCGUCAUUGAGGAGUAUGUGCAGCAGUUGAGUGGCUACUUCCUGCAGCUCAAGUUUGACCCGGAACUGCUCUUCAGAGCCCAGUUCCAGUAUCGCAACCGAAUCGCCAUGGAAUUUAACCAUCUGUACCACUGGCACCCGCUCAUGCCUGACUCCUUCAAGGUGGGCCAGCAGGAGUAUAGCUAUGAGCAGUUCUUGUUCAACACCUCCAUGCUGGUGGAUUAUGGGGUCGAGGCCCUGGUGGAUGCCUUUUCUCGCCAGAGUGCUGGCCGGAUUGGUGGAGGCAGAAACAUAGACCACCACGUUCUGCAUGUGGCCAUCGAUGUCAUCAAAGAAGGGCGAGAGAUGCGCAUGCAGCCCUUCAAUGAGUACCGCAAGAGGUUUGGCAUGAAGCCCUACACGUCUUUCCAGGAACUCACAGGAGAGGAGGAGAUGGCAGCUGAGUUGGAAGAGUUAUAUGGAGACAUUGAUGCCUUGGAAUUCUACCCCGGGCUGCUUCUUGAAAAGUGUCAGCCCAACUCCAUCUUUGGGGAGAGUAUGAUAGAGAUCGGAGCUCCUUUUUCCCUCAAGGGUCUUUUAGGGAACCCCAUCUGUUCUCCAGAGUACUGGAAGCCAAGCACAUUUGGUGGUGAGGUGGGCUUCAACCUCGUCAACACUGCCACCCUGAAGAAGCUGGUCUGCCUCAACACUAAGACCUGUCCCUAUGUUUCCUUCCAUGUGCCAUACUCCAGUCAGGAUGAUAAGCCUGCUGUAAAGCGACCAUCUACAGAGCUCUGAGGGGCAGGAACAUAGCCUUUUAGAGGGCGGGGCUUUGUGAAUGCCAUUCCAGAAUGCGGAGGCCAGUGCCAAUGAUCUUAAGUGCUGGCAUUGUGAGGAGUUGGGUUGACACUUAGAGUUUGGGGAUGUUCUUGCUAAAUUCACUGAUCACCCUACCCAGUGUUAGGAGUUGGUCUCAUUUGGGCCUCCAGAACUCUGGGCUCCUUCCUGUUCCUUGACAAUCUGGAACAUCAGGUUCCUGAUUGGUUUGAAAUAUAGGCAUUCUAGAAUGUAGAGCUCCCAACGAACCCUUCUAGAAAGCUAAAGGGUUCUGAUUUUGCAGUCUAGAAUCUGAGUGGCCCUCCAGAAUUGUUGGCUCAUUAAGGAUCCAGAAUGUCAUGUUCCUGACUGAUGAUCCAGAACUGAAGCCAAUUGGCUGGGUCAGUUCUCACUUAAAAUAUUGAUUUAUUUUCCUGUUCAGUGAGAAACACACAGAGUAGGAGAACCCAGUGGCCAACAAGACUUCAUUGCCCGAAUUUAUGCCCAAAUGGAGGGGGCAAAGAAGAAAUAUUCUUCUUCCCCGACUUAGACCCUGGUCUAAGGAUGUAGAGAAAAUAGGUGGUUUUUCUAUGCCAUUGGCUGGAUGCUACCAGGACUCUGGCCUUAGCCAAGUCUUUACAUGUGGCAGCUGUUUCUCAUGAAGCUAAUAAAGUUCUCUUUCUGAA
This is a messenger RNA of Dipodomys spectabilis (banner-tailed kangaroo rat), 2507 nucleotides long. RefSeq names its product prostaglandin-endoperoxide synthase 1 (gene Ptgs1). The record is from RefSeq and is a predicted model, not a curated record. Gene Ontology annotation, cellular component: neuron projection; cytoplasm. Gene Ontology annotation, molecular function: oxidoreductase activity, acting on single donors with incorporation of molecular oxygen, incorporation of two atoms of oxygen; heme binding; prostaglandin-endoperoxide synthase activity. Lineage: Eukaryota; Metazoa; Chordata; Mammalia; Rodentia; Heteromyidae. Gene Ontology annotation, biological process: response to oxidative stress; cyclooxygenase pathway.